AAGGAGUAGAAACAUUGAAGGAUGUAAUGAUCCCCUCAGGGUUAAGCGGCUUCUCUGUUGCAAUGUCUAAGCUAUGGUCUCCGGUUUAGGAUUCAGUGUUCGGGCUCUUUUUUCCACCAAUAGUCGUCAUUCCUCCUCUCCAAAGGAGCUUCAGUCUGUGAUGCUGAUGCUGCACCAUGGACCUCUCAGGAAGCCCUGAGCCCCAUCAUAUUUGAGGGCACCUCUCCCUCUUUUACUAAAGAGCUCUCAAGGGGAAGUAAUGAGUUGGCCAAAGAGAAAUUAGGAACUGCAGCAAUUGAGGACAUUUGUGUAUGAGAUUGGUAUAAUGAGAACUGAAAGAAACCACUGAAAAUUGGGAAACAUCCCAGUUAUCUGGACUCCCUGACUUUGUUAAAAUAGUAGAAGUUGGGCCUAGGGAUGGAUUGCAGAAUGAAAAGGUUAUAGUUCCUACAGAUAUAAAAAUUGAAUUUAUCAAUCGACUUUCCCAAACUGGCUUGUCUGUAAUAGAAGUGACUAGCUUUGUGUCUUCCAGAUGGGUACCACAGAUGGCUGAUCACACUGAAGUAAUGAAAGGCAUUCAUCAAUAUCCAGGAGUUCGCUAUCCUGUCCUUACUCCUAAUCUUCAGGGUUUUCACCAUGCUGUUGCUGCUGGAGCUACUGAGAUAUCAGUUUUUGGAGCUGCAUCUGAAUCCUUUAGCAAGAAGAAUAUUAACUGUUCCAUUGAAGAAAGUAUGGGAAAAUUUGAGGAGGUUGUUAAGUCUGCAAGACACAUGAAUAUUCCAGCACGAGGGUAUGUGUCUUGUGCUCUGGGCUGUCCAUAUGAAGGAAGUAUUACACCGCAAAAAGUGACAGAAGUGUCUAAGAGAUUGUACGGCAUGGGUUGUUAUGAGAUCUCUCUAGGAGACACAAUUGGAGUGGGAACUCCAGGGAGUAUGAAAAGAAUGCUGGAAAGUGUGAUGAAAGAAAUCCCACCAGGUGCUCUUGCUGUUCACUGUCAUGACACAUACGGACAAGCCUUAGCAAAUAUCCUUACGGCCCUUCAGAUGGGAAUUAAUGUGGUGGACUCCGCAGUAUCCGGAUUAGGUGGCUGCCCUUAUGCGAAAGGUGCUUCUGGGAAUGUAGCCACUGAGGAUUUGAUAUAUAUGCUUAAUGGCCUGGGGCUCAAUACAGGUGUGAAUCUAUACAAAGUGAUGGAAGCUGGUGACUUUAUUUGCAAAGCUGUGAAUAAAACCACAAACUCUAAAGUAGCACAAGCCUCCUUCAAUGCUUGACUUGAAUGGAUUUAUGACGUACAGUUGAGAAGAUCAAUUUCAGCUACAAUACUCAUCUGAAAAUCAUUAAUGCCAACUUGCUCUGAUAUGUGAAGUAAUGGACAAGAGUGGGAAAAAAGAGAUCCUUUUCAAAAACAUUAUAACUGGAUAGAUUAAGUCAACAAAAUGCAAUAUCAGUCAUCAGGUAAAUUGCAAGCUGAGGAUAAAUAAUAAAACUUGUCAUAAUUUUGAACUUGGAAAAAAGUUUCUUUUGCUCUCAUAGAAAUAACUUUUUAAUUUAGUAGAUGGGAAAAUUGACUUCAUAUUUCCCCAAGUAUCAAAUACUGUGUUAAUACUUAAUCAAGCAGGCUUAACACAGUGUACAUAUUGUCAGUAGUUUAUGAGCUCCUGCAUAGUAUGCAGAGUGUGUGGCCUCAAUAUUAUACAUUAUGCCUCUGGAUCUCAACUAUUCAUUUGCCAAGUCAGUUAUGUUAUGGACCAAAAGCCAAAUCUCCAUCUGACCCUACAUAAUUUUAGCAAUAGAACUUUUAUAUUUCAAGUAUGGCUAACAUCUGUUAACUAUUUCAGUGACUUUAUCUGGUUCCAAGAGGCUGUGGCCAAUGGCAAGAUGCCAUAUCCUGGAAACAUAUUACGACCUCCCAUGUUUGUUACAUGCAUCCAGUUUACCACACUUUACCUGUCAUCAGUUAUAGUAAAAACCAGCAUGGUGUUACUCAACUAUUGAGAAAUUGUAAGCUAUUUUUUUUGUCCUGAUAUCUAAAUUGCAGUGAUAAGAAUAGGUUGAUACAUGUAUCAUAAUCUACCUUUAUAAUUUUCAGAUCACUUUCAAAUUGCCCAAGGAAAUAUUGUAAUCCUAAGAAUAUUAAGAUAAUUUUAGGUUAAUGAAAUACCCAUUUUCCUUUUAUUCAUGGUGCUUUGAUUACCCACAUUAUUUUUUGGUGUACUUUUUAGUGGUUAUUUUAAAAGUUGAAGUGGCUGAAAUUUUGUCUAUUGUCUUAGAAUUGAUUGCCAGAAAUUGCAAGAUGUAAUAUAUCAAAGUCAGGGAUGAGAAGCAGGAGGACUAUUCAAGAUAAACUUCUGUAACCUAUGCAUAUUUUAUGGGGGCAGUAUUAUUACAAAUGGAUCUGAAAUGUCAGUUCUAGUAUUUAGAGAGACUUCUCUAAUAAUACCGGGUGAUAUUAUCUUUGAGUAAAUUUGAAUAUAAAUUGAAACAUAAAAAUGAGUAUUGUGAACUUUCUAGGAAAUAUUCAUUAAAACCAUUGAAAUAAAAAUAAAUUCAAGAAAGUAAGAGAAGUACUGAUUAUGUUGCAUGGUUCUGGAGCAGGAAUACUGAGAGCAAUUCUCUGUUUUGGGGGUUAAUGUUUGGGGGUUGGGGGAAAUGCAGGGAGCAGACAAAAAUCAAAGCUGGUUGUGAAUCUUUUUCAGUUACAUCUCCCUGUGCAUCUCUCUUCACGAAGCACAUGACCCUGCACACUGGCAGUAAUGGGACACCUGCAAUUAGCGUGUACAACUGGAUACGUACCCCAUAUUCUGAGGAGACUGACUUCCUAUCUCUUACAAUGCUAUGCUGUUCCUAAUUUCAGAUAUUUGGAAAAGCAUCUCUUGUUACAAACUGCCCAUAGUAACAACUAAGGGGAUGAUGGGAAAGCAUUCCUGUUUUGAAAUGAAAACCAUGGACUUUGAAAGACAGAGCAAGUAGUCAGAAACUCCAAGUACAGUCUACAGCACAGUUACAUAGCAUCCAUAUCAGUGUACUGAGUCACUUCCAUGAAUACCUUGAUGCUACUGAAUCACAUUUAGUAUGAGAAAGCUUGUUGUAGGUAUUUGGUAUCCUUUCUCCACACAAACCAUCUAAAUCCCUUUGAUAGUUUAAGAGAGUUUCUCUUCUGGUUUUAUUUUCUCCACCUUAUUUAUCUUUUGGCCUCUUCCUUCUCUAUGUUUGACUGCAGACUCACAAAUGCACAGUUGCCUUCAUUCUUGCAACUCAACAUGUGGUCCAAGACCAGCAGGAUAAUCCCCUGGGACCUUUUGAGAAACAGAAUCUGAGACUUCACUCCAUACCCAUUGCAUCACAGUUUGCAUUUUAAACAAGAUCCUUACGUGACUCAUAUGCAAAUUAACUUUGAGAGGCACUUGCCUAUUUGAUACCUCCUCUUGGGUAUCCAACAGGCAUCUCGAGCUUCAUAUAUAUUCAAAAUUCUUGUACCAUUUUUCACUUUGUGCACUGUAGUCUACCCCACUGUCUUCUCUGUUUUUGGAACAAGGCACACUCAGAUCCAUCUCAGGUCCUUUACCUUAGUUUUUUUCUCUGCCUGUUUCCCUGGCUCUUUCCCUGGGUAUGAUUGGCUCCCUCUUGUCAUUGAGGUCUCAGCAUAAAUUUUACCUCCUUAAUGAAUCUUCCUGGACAACUCAGUUUAAAGUAAGUCCUGUUACAUUCUCUCACAUCAACUCAUUUAAUUAUUAAUUAUAGAAUUUUUACCUUCUUGUUUGUUUAUUCUUUCUUUUUCCAACAGAAUAUAUACACCAUGAGAGCAAGGGGUUUGCUAUCUUCUUCACUCUUGGUUCCACAGUGCCCAGAACAUAGUGCUAGGGUCUGGCACUAAAUACCAAUAAAUGUUAGUUAGAGUGAAGAAUAGAAACGGGUUUAAUUCAGACAUUUGGGAAUUGAAGGAA
Messenger RNA from Gorilla gorilla gorilla (western lowland gorilla), 3944 nucleotides. It is a transcript of the gene HMGCLL1, whose product is annotated as 3-hydroxy-3-methylglutaryl-CoA lyase like 1. Gene Ontology annotation, molecular function: hydroxymethylglutaryl-CoA lyase activity. NCBI's taxonomy places the organism in Eukaryota, Metazoa, Chordata, Mammalia, Primates, Hominidae. Gene Ontology annotation, biological process: ketone body biosynthetic process; L-leucine catabolic process. Gene Ontology annotation, cellular component: endoplasmic reticulum; cytosol. The record is from RefSeq and is a predicted model, not a curated record. The coding region runs from base 546 to 1271 and encodes 241 amino acids. The transcript is spliced from 11 exons.